UGGCGUUUUGUGAUUGACGUUCGUAAAUAGUUUAAAUUUAUGUGAAUCUUGCAAUUUUUUAGUUUUUUGUAACAUAUUUAAUAUGAGUAAUCGUAAUCUUUAUUACGAUUACGGGAACGCAAUAUCAUGUUGACAUGAGACAUUCGGUUGUCAACAAUGGUUAAAACACGAUCUUCAGCGCGGGUAGGAAAUGCUGCCCAGAGUGCCCCCGCCGAAAAUGGAGACGCGCGUCUAAAAACCUAUGACAACAGGCCACGUUCGCAAAAGAGCACCAACUCUAGGAACAGUCAGGCACUGCCAUCAGGCGGGUCGCAAGGGAACGACCCCUUGGCGCCCGCCAUCCCGAACUCUCGAAAUAUGUACCAGCAUCCAGCAGUCAGCGGGUACAACCCCAACCCACAGGAUUCGCGGGCUCAGAAUAUGCCCGUUACGGCUCGUCAGAACCCGAUGUAUGGCAGCGGCAUGUACCACGGCUACAGCGGUGGGGGCGGUGCGACCCUCGCGCCCAUGCCCUCCCCUUCGCCAACGACCCCGCUGCCCCCUUUCCCUGUGCAUCCAGAUGUUAAGUUCAAAAAGUUACCCUUCUACGACGUGCUAGCGGAUCUCAUGAAGCCGUCCACGAUGAUGCCAAUGCAAGCUGGCCGCAUGCAAGAGGGAACUUUCAUUUUCCACCUCACGCCGCAGCAGGCCACCGAGAUUGCGUGCGGCAAGGACAUCGUCGGCACUAACAAUAAACUCGAUUAUGUUGUGCAGGCACAAUUACGAUUCUGUCUGCUUGAAACAUCAUGCGAACAAGAAGACUACUUCCCACCUAGCGUUAAUGUUAAAGUUAAUAAUAAGAUGUGUCCAUUACCAAAUCCCAUACCAACAAACAAACCAACACCAGAGCCAAAGCGACCUCCGCGGCCUGUGAACAUCUCGUCUCUAGUAAAACUGUCACCGACAGUCGCGAACACGAUACAUGUUACGUGGGCAUCUGAUUUUACACGGGCAUACGUACUAAGUGUAUUUCUGGUCAAGAAGUUAACCUCAGCAGAGCUCUUGGUCAGACUAAAGGCAAAAGGAACCAAAAAUCCAGACUAUACUAGAUCAUUGAUAAAAGAAAAAUUGUCUGAGGACUACGACAGUGAGAUAGCCACGACGUCAUUGCGAGUUUCCCUAAUGUGUCCGCUGGGCAAGAUGCGAAUGUCGUGUCCGUGCCGGCCGGCGGCGUGCCCGCACCUCCAAUGCUUCGACGCGUCGCUGUUCCUGCAGAUGAACGAGCGCAAACCCACCUGGCUGUGUCCCGUCUGCGAUCGACCGGCGCCCUACGACUCUCUGGUGGUGGAUGGGUAUUUCCAAGAGGUACUGACGUCAUCAAGGCUAGCGAGCGAGUGCAAUGAGAUCCAACUGCAUGCGGACGGGAACUGGUCUGCGCACGUGCCGCCCGCCCGUGCGCCGCUUCCGCAACCCACGACCGAGCCUGUCACACUCAUAUCCGACGAUUUAGAAGUCAUACCUGUUGAUGGAAAUGGUGCCAAACGCGCGGCAGUUACCGAAAACCGUACACCUAAAGCAGUCGAGACAUUAGUGGACCUCACUUCCGAUUCAGAGGAUGAACUUCCUCUCAAGAGGAAGGUGUCGCAGCCCAAGAGCACACCGCCCGAUGUGGAUGUUCCCACGAAAACUGAAGACAACUAUAACUCCUCAAAUGCAGAAGCCGUGUCAUCGAGCGGGUACAGGUCGCCGGGUGGCGGCGCGGUUAUAUCCUUGGACAGCCCCUCCCCGCCCGCACCUGCCUCACCGCAGCCCUCUCACGCACCCGCACAUAACACACACGCCGCGCACGAACCGUCCUCGCCGAGGUGCAACAGUGACCAAUGCACAAGUAAUAACACAGAUCGGGAAGAGAAUGAGCCCGUCUCGUCGCACUGGGCGCCCUAUGCUGACACCGACCGGGACAGUCACGACUCUUAUCGGAGGUACUGACUGAGGGAGAAGAGUGGUCGCCCCUCCUACACUAGCGACCAUUCUUCUGAAGAGGAACAGGAGUCAUCCUACCCCGAAGUACCACUUAUGCAAUCCUAAGCAAGACUUCCAUAGCUUAGUUGCAAGUUUCUGUGGAGAAAUAUUUAUGUGACGUAAUUAUAAAACUGACGCAAAAAAUAUUAUGUUUUUACCUGUCGCAGAAUAUUUAUUUGUGAAUUUUUGGACGUUUCCAAAAUCAGGCCUCUUAACAUGACCAUUGUGAUAUUUUAAUAAGCGAUAAAAUAUCGUUUCUAUCAAUUAAAGAUCAUACGAAUGAUCUCACGCUGGUCAAGUUUUUGGAGACCUGCAAUGGAUUGUUUGAGCGUGUUUUGUUUAUAUGAAAUAAAAACUUACUGUCCACAUAUAGAUGAUCCCCAAAUGAGUAACUAAAUUAAAACUAGAUUCUGCCCGUGACAUCACCAUUUCCUUGAUAAUCACAGUCCAUAGUUAUAAUGCUCUAUACUAGUUAUAACGUUCGGAUGUAAAGUAAAGCUUUGGUUACCUAAGCCAACCGGGAAUUGAAAUUCAUUUUAUUUAAAAGUACGUUGAUUUAAAACGAUUUGUUUCACACCUGGGAAUGAUUCUCUUUUGAAUUAAAAUUUUCGCUCGAAAAGAAUUGACGUAAAUUUUGACACCUCUACGUACAGUUGUCAAUUUUUAUGUCACAAACUAUAUUACGAUUUAGGAUCAUAAAAAAAAAUCAGGUUCAUGCUUCUUUUUAAACAUUAAAAUAAGAUAACUUGAUCUAAUUUUAAAUUAGUAUGUUAAAUUCAAUUAGUAUGCGAUUAUUAAAUGUAAAAAAUAACUAUUGUCAGGUUAUGUCCUAACAAUAUUUGCUAGGGUGUCACACGAGUAUGGGAAAUUCUCUCGAUAAUGAUAUUAACGAAGUGAAAUAGUUUUUUUGUAAUAGAUGCAAUUUUUUUGUAAUAGAUUCAAUUUUCCCACCACAUGAUAAAUCUGUAUCAAAAUAAGUGAAAAUCCGCAUAGACAUAAAGAGAUAGACAACUUAAACUAAACAUUGGGUUAGCGCGAACUUAGCGGUUCCAAAUAGUCCUAACUUUUACGUACUGGCCGCCAGGUUUAUACGCAGAUUCAAAAGACUGAAAACCAGUGCAAGUACUAUGUUUUUUUCCCGAUGUUGCCCAAUUAAACCAAAUCGGUGCUCUGCCAAUGUAUACUCAGAAUCCUCAGCAUAUUAUAUGAUUAAUAUUUAUAAAAUUCCAAUACAAUUUCAUUUCGAUAACGUAAUACAUAAAAUAUUUUUCAAAAAUGAAACUUCUUUAGACGCUUAUUGAUUUUUGUCAAAUGAAAUUUCGCAGUGUUUUCACUGUAAAGAGAGGAAUUUCACUAUUCUCUUGCCUUGCAGCGGUCGCCGGCUUUUACAUGGUCACACAAUCCGAAGAAGUUUCACUUAUUCUGCCUUAAUUCUGUAAAUGCUUCAAUAUUUUAAGAAAUCUAAAAAUUUAAGUGCAUUUUUUUAAUAUUGUGAAUGAAAGUUUUGAUAUUGUGUGUGUGAAAAAGCAUUCUUCUAUGUUUUGUAAUUUGUACCUUCACAUUUUAAAUAUAAGAAACUCUUUUCUGUAAUUUAUUUAUAACUGAAAAAUAGAAUAAUAUGUGUAAUUGUAUAGUACGUACGAGAGUUACAUCUGGGUAACUUCAAUGCAUUACGACAUUUCCAAAUAGCACUAAAGAGUAAGAUAAUGUAGAAAUAGUAUUUAAUAAAUGUAGGCAUAAACUCAGAGCCUUACACAUCAUAUUGUGAUGUCUAAAUGUUUAUGUAUGAAGAGGUCAAAUUUGACGUCACCAAUUGCAUUUUGAUGUCAAGAUAAUCAAGACUCAGAAAAAUCAGUUCGUUUUGGAGAUGCUUUACCUAUCUUAGAUUAGACAGCUUUCUAAUCGCGCGGAAUAAUGUGCGAUAAGAGUAUAAGGAUCUUUGUAGCCAUAAUAGUAUUGUCAGUUUGUUCAUUAAGAAAAGUCAUACUAUCAGUGGCGUGCACUGCAUACAUGCAUAAAAGCACUGCAUACUGUAGUUAUUAGAACUCUUAUCCGAAUGGUUGUCUUCGUGGUAGAAAACCCUGUGCACGCCACCGUGAACUAUGUUGAUUGGCGGCAUCUUAGAGCAUGGUAAUUUUUAUAUUUGAAUCUAUUUCUUUGAAUGAUUAUCAUAAAAAGGAUUUUUUUGCAACUUAUUUAUUUAAAUAUACUUGAUCGGUGAGAAAAUAAAUAAA
Molecule: messenger RNA, 4235 nt
Organism: Pararge aegeria (speckled wood butterfly)
Lineage: Eukaryota; Metazoa; Arthropoda; Insecta; Lepidoptera; Nymphalidae
Gene: Su(var)2-10
Product: E3 SUMO-protein ligase PIAS3
Exons: 13
Coding region: 157-1968 (603 amino acids)
Biological process (GO): protein sumoylation; regulation of transcription by RNA polymerase II
Molecular function (GO): zinc ion binding; SUMO ligase activity; transcription coregulator activity
Source: RefSeq, a predicted model, not a curated record